AUGCUGGAUUUAUUGCAGGUUCUUCAAGUCAAUCUCACCACCGUCUUUACCCUUUGCCGUGAUGUCGGAGCCUACAUGUUGACUCGGCCACCCAACAAAUCCGGUUCCCGCGGCAGCAUCAUCAACGUCGCCUCGCUAGUCUCCUUCCAAGGCGGUUUGACAGUACCUGCCUACGCCGCGGCCAAGGGAGGUGUCGCCCAACUGACCAAGGCCCUCUCGAACGAAUGGGCAUCCAAGGGGAUCAAUGUGAACGCGAUUGCACCGGGUUAUGUCGCGACCGACAUGAACACGGCCCUCAUUCAGGACCAGGAGCGGGCGGCCAGCAUUCUUGCACGAAUUCCCGCGGGACGUUGGGGGGAUCCGGAGGACUUCAAGGGAUCGGUGGUGUAUCUGGCGAGUCGAGCGAGCGCGUACGUUAGUGGUGAAAUCUUGACGGUGGAUGGUGGGUGGAUGGGUCGAUAG
Molecule: messenger RNA, 462 nt
Organism: Penicillium cosmopolitanum
Lineage: Eukaryota; Fungi; Ascomycota; Eurotiomycetes; Eurotiales; Aspergillaceae
Exons: 1
Coding region: 1-462 (153 amino acids)
Molecular function (GO): oxidoreductase activity, acting on the CH-OH group of donors, NAD or NADP as acceptor
Source: RefSeq, a predicted model, not a curated record